Molecule: messenger RNA, 1166 nt
Organism: Neolamprologus brichardi
Lineage: Eukaryota; Metazoa; Chordata; Actinopteri; Cichliformes; Cichlidae
Gene: srsf2b
Product: serine and arginine rich splicing factor 2b
Molecular function (GO): RNA binding
Source: RefSeq, a predicted model, not a curated record
CCGCGUGGAAGAAGAAGCUCUAGUCGCUGCUGGCUCGGCGCGGUUCGGAGAAAUUUGUGGCGUGCUCUGUGCUUUUGGCGGCAGUAAACUGAGCCAGAUCCGCGAGAUUCUGCUUAAAUCGCUCCGUUCUGAAUCUGCGUAGCGUUUCGAGCCGCGCAGGCGCAAUCUGUGUUACUUUCCGGACUGUUCUGGGAGCUUCCCGGGCCUCUCGCGCCAGGCAGCAUGAGUUACGGCAGGCCUCCGCCGGACGUCGACGGCAUGACUUCCCUCAAAGUGGACAAUCUAACGUACCGGACCUCUCCCGAAGCCCUCCGCCGGGUGUUUGAGAAGUACGGCCGGGUAGGGGACGUCUACAUCCCGCGAGACCGCUACACCAAGGAAAGCCGGGGCUUCGCGUUUGUUCGGUUCCACGACAAACGGGACGCCGAAGACGCGAUGGACGCCAUGGACGGCGCGCUGCUGGACGGGCGGGAGCUGCGGGUCCAGAUGGCCCGGUACGGCAGACCCCCCGACUCCCAUUACGGCGGAGGACGGCGAGGAGGAGGACCGAGCCGGAGGUACAGCGGACGGCGGAGCAGAAGCUGUUCCCCCAGCCCGAGACGCAGGAGACGGAGCAGAUCCCGCAGCAGGAGCCGCACGCCUUCACGAAGCCGGUCCCGCUACAGCAGAUCCAGGUCCCGGUCCUACUCCAGGUCCAAGUCCCGCUCUCCCAGGACCAAGAAGACCAAGGCGCGCUCUCCUUCCAGGUCUAGGUCCCGGUCCAGAUCCAGAUCCAGGUCUAGGUCCAGAAGCCGCACCCCUUCCUCCAAGAGAGGGUCCAGGUCGAGAUCUAAAAGCCAGCCAAAGUCAGCCGCAGAAAAUGGAAAUGAAACCUCGUAGAGUUUCGGUUAAAGACGUGUGACCUCCCGGACCGGCUCCCACGCAAGCACCAGAGUCCAGCUGUGAAAGGUUAUUUUGUCUUCCGUGCUUUGGUUCAUUUCCUUUUUUUUCGCUGAUUUAUUGUGAUUUUGUUUCCUUUUCAUGUCCCGAUUACGGUUUAAAUGGUGUGUUCAGACCUGGAUCUAAAGAUGAAAUGUUCCACUGCUUUCAUGUUAUCAUCUCCUCUCUGGCCUGCAUCACAAAGGUGUCAGAACUGCAACACAGUCACAUGUGUGAACUGAUGAAUU